Molecule: messenger RNA, 3423 nt
Organism: Priapulus caudatus
Lineage: Eukaryota; Metazoa; Priapulida; Priapulimorpha; Priapulimorphida; Priapulidae
Product: ELAV-like protein 1
Exons: 7
Coding region: 401-1474 (357 amino acids)
Cellular component (GO): ribonucleoprotein complex
Molecular function (GO): RNA binding
Source: RefSeq, a predicted model, not a curated record
GAGAGAAGGUUGUGUUCGUAGAGUUUGUCGCGAUUUCGUUGCGUUUUUCUUGAUUUAUUUUGUUCCGUUUGUGAAGUUAACAUUCGGUUUUAUGUCUAAGCCGUACUGGCACUUCACACGAGGAAACUGUAGGUUGUCAUCUUACAAAACUACGUAUUAUCUGGAAUAGAAAUUUCUGUUCCUACGAUCACGCCAUUUUGUCCGGCACUUCCCCGUUUUCCCCACGUCAACCAACAGUGCAGUGAUCAUCUCUGUGCGCCACGUGUGGAGAUAGUGUUGGAAAAAUAAGCGAACACAUUUCAGCAGCCACACCUGAGAACGAGAGACUGUGUUAACGUGAUUGGUUUAUACCCACUGCUCACUUUUAUAAAGGCAACUUCACGCGAAGUCGAAGACGACCAUGAUGAUGAGCAUGGAGUCGACAUCUCAGAUGUCUCCGCCGCAGCGCAACGGCAUCUCGGAAAACGGCAGCGGCGAGGAGGAGAGCAAGCCAAAGACGAACCUCAUCGUCAACUACCUGCCACAGACGAUGACGCAGGAGGAGAUCAAGUCGCUGUUCGGCAGCAUCGGCGAGAUCGAGAGCUGUAAACUCAUACGCGACAAAACUACAGGUCAGAGUUUGGGUUAUGGGUUCGUGAACUACUGCCGUGUCGAAGAUGCUGCGAAGGCGAUUUCUACCCUGAAUGGGCUCAGACUGCAAAAUAAAACUAUAAAGGUUUCCUUUGCACGGCCAAGCAGCGAGUGCAUCAAGGGAGCCAACCUUUACGUGUCCGGUCUACCCAAGUAUAUGACCCAGCAAGAUCUGGAGAACAUUUUCUCAGAGUUUGGGGAGAUCAUCACGUCAAGAAUACUGUGCGACAGUAUCUCAGGUCUGUCAAAAGGUGUUGGCUUCAUCAGAUUCGACCAGCGAAAUGAGGCGGAGCUCGCCAUCAAGAAGCUGAACGGCAGCGUACCAGAGGGCGCCACCGAGCCGAUAACGGUCAAGUUCGCCAACAACCCGAGCAACAACAACAAGAACAUGCUGCCGCUGCCGGCCGCCUACCUUACGGCCGCGCAACGCCGCUUCCCGGGACCGAUCCACCAUCCGGCCGGCCGAUUCAGCCUGAAAGCCAAGACGGCAAUCCUGGACACUUCCUACAUUAGGUACUCGCCGCUCGCCGGAGACAUGCUCACCAACAGCCUCAUCACGGGAAACAUCCCGAACGGCGCCGGCUGGUGCAUCUUCGUCUACAACCUGGCGCCGGAGACGGAGGAGAACAUCCUCUGGCAGCUGUUCGGCCCGUUCGGCGCCGUGCAGAACGUGAAGGUCAUCCGCGACUUCAACACGCAGAAGUGCAAGGGCUUCGGCUUCGUGACAAUGACCAACUACGACGAGGCGGUCGUCGCCAUACAGAGCCUCAACGGAUACGCGCUCGGCAACCGCGUGCUGCAGGUGUCGUUUAAGAAGCCCGGGUCGGUGCCGCGCAAGCAGUGACCUCCCCCCGCGCCGGGGGCGGGAGGGAGGGGGACUAGUCAGUCGGAGAGGGAGAGGGGGAGAGCGAGCGGGGAGGAGAGAGUGCGAGAGCGAGAACCGAACUAAAAAAGGUGGAAUCUAAUGUGAUAUUGCCAGAUAGGACACUUGUGAGGCAGAAAUGCCAUUCCACGUUGUAUAGAAAAGGUGAGAGUGAGAGGUGGAACGAGAGAGCGCGUGAGAGAGUGCGUGAGAGUGAGCGUGCGAGUGUGAGUGGAAGAAACAGAAUGCGAGGGUACAAAUCUCGAGGAGGACAGCAGAUUUAAAGCAUGUUUGAUUUCCCGCAUAUAUAUCAAGAGGAGGAGACGCUCGUUGGCAAAGAAGAUUAUGUUUAGAUUGAGUCGGAGUUUUAGAUUUUCACUCUUAUUUAAUGUUGUUACAUUAUCGGUUUUUCGAGCAGGAACUUUGGAGAGGUGAGAUGUGUUUUCUUUCGCUCGUCGUAUCGUUCGCGAUUUAAGGUUUGGCACGUUAGCACGCAGAGCCGCGGCGUAGAGGUUUGCGCUGCGGCGUGGCGACCAUUUUAUGACAGCCUUCACAAUUUAACCGUAGGGUAAGGAUUAAUUUUAAUUUGCGAACGUCGGUGGCACACAUUGUUUCAGUUGUAAUUUUCUGCGCAGAGUUGGUUUAGGUAGGAAUAUAUUUGGGGAAACUGACGGGACGAGAGACGGGCUGCACGCCAUUGAGAGACGGCCGGGGGAAGCUGGAAUCUGUUUUGUAAAUACGUGACGAACUAACUACUACUGCAAGACCAAUUUGCGGUGUGAAGGAAAUUUUAAACUCCACUGUAAAUAGCUGUAAACACUGAUAAACUAAGAACGGACGGAGCAUUGGUUUUACAGCCGCGGCGAGAGCGAGGAUAUGAACAGAGUGGGGGCCAGAGAAGAGAGCGGGAGAGAGGAAUGGCUACAGAGCCGCACGCGACGGGAUUCCAGCUUUCCCACGAUCUCAUAUUUUUGCACAGGUUUUUAAAAUUGUGCACAGUUCAGGCAGGGUAUCCAGCAGUGUUCAUUCAAUGCAGGGAGUCGUUGGCGACACGGUCCUGCUAGGCAGCAAGAGAGUGAUGAUCUCAGAUAGUAUAUUCAAGUAAGGAGAUGCUCACUAGACAGCUACGGACCCCAGUCAGCCUCCUUCAUAUUUAUGUACAUGGACUUAUUACAUGUAUGAUUAUUAGUAUUUAUUUUAGCGGCUAUAGGCGACUAGUCCUAUUUAUUAUUCAUACACUCCCGUGGUUGUUUACAGCUUUUUCGUUUCAGUGUUGUUUACGUAUUAAACAGUAUUUGGUUUAGUUCGUGACUUUUUUGUUGCUGGUUUUUCUAGCAUGCCAGAAAAAACAGGGUUUUAUUUAACGUCGUCCAUUGAUCUGUUUUACACCUUAUUAUUUUCGACUGACCGUUGUUAGUAUUAGUAUUAGUAAUAGUGGCAGCAGCAGGGUAUAGUUAAUAAUAAUUACUCCGUUUGGUUUCUGACUUUAUUAUGAUGGAAUGAGUUUUAUUGGCGAUGGUGUCGGUAUCAUUUGACUGCUUUGCAGACCUGUCGGCUUAUUUCUUUCAUUUCACUCUGCCUAUAUUGGUGCGGGCCCUCACAUUCGCUCAUCUUCUGGAUAGUGCGGUUUGCUCGAGUUCGAAUUGCGACGCGUGGUAGCCAUGCGGUACGAGAGUGCGUGAUUGCAGCGAUGGUUACAGGGGGUGGUUUUCUCGGCAAUGCCACAUCUUCAACUUCCAUGAAAGGCUCUAUUUUUGUACUGCUGCAAACGUGGGUUAAAUGGGUGCAACCUUUGUAGUCUUUGGGGGUGGGGCGUACAACUGUCUUUAUUGAACCCGAAGUAUUGCUUUCAUAGCAGUUGAGAUGACGAUGCACUGUAAACGUUCUUCCAUACCGUGGGCCGGGAUGCGGAUCCGGCGCGGGGGGGCGGC